AAGAAAAACAAAGAUGCUUAUGAUUUGAAACACAGCAACAUUUUCUUCUUUUGGCUCUCUUUGACACCUUUUUUUGUUGUGUUCUGCUUGUUUCGACAAUUUAAGAAAGAAAUAUGGGCCAAAAGUUUCACGCUUUUAUGUUCCCAUGGUUCGCUUUUGGCCAUAUGACUCCGUACUUGCAUCUAGCCAACAAGCUAGCUGAGAAAGGUCAUAGGGUUACUUUCUUGCUGCCUAAGAAAGCUCAAAAACAGUUGGAACAUCACAAUCUGUGUCCAGAUAGCAUCGUCUUUUGUCCUCUUACUAUUCCUCAUGUUGAUGGUCUCCCUGAUGGCGCCGAGACCGCCUCGGAUAUCCCCAUCUCGUUGGGGAAGUUUCUGACCGCAGCCAUGGAUCUCACACGCGAUCAGGUCGAAGCCGCGGUUAGUGCUUUGAGACCAGACCUGAUCUUUUUCGAUUUUGCUUAUUGGGUUCCGGAAAUGGCGAGAGAACAUAAAGUCAAGAGUGUGCUCUACUUUGUGGUAUCGGCUAACUCCAUAGCUCAUGAACUUGUCCCAGGUGGUGAACUAGGAGUUCCUCCACCUGGUUAUCCUUCGUCAAAAGUGUUGUACCGUGGACAAGAUGCUCACGCUUUGUUGACCUUUUCCAUCUUCUACGAGAGGCUUCAUUAUCGGAUAACAACAGGUCUAAAGAAUUGUGAUUUUAUCUCAAUUAGGACUUGUAAAGAAGUCGAAGGUAAAUUCUGCGACUAUAUCGAGAGACAAUACCAGAGGAAGGUUCUUUUGACAGGUCCAAUGCUUCCAGAGCCAGACAACAGUAGACCACUUGAAGAUCGAUGGGAUCAUUGGCUAAAUCAGUUCGAACCCGGUUCGGUAAUAUAUUGUGCAUUGGGAAGUCAAAUCACUUUAGAGAAGGAUCAAUUCCAAGAACUCUGUUUAGGAAUGGAGCUCACUGGUUUACCGUUUCUUGUAGCGGUAAAACCACCAAAAGGCGCAAAGACGAUUCAAGAAGCGUUGCCAGAAGGGUUUGAGGAGAGGGUGAAGAAUCAAGGAGUGGUUUGGGGAGAAUGGGUGCAGCAACCAUUGAUAUUGGCUCAUCCAUCAGUAGGAUGCUUUGUGAAUCAUUGUGGGUUUGGAUCAAUGUGGGAGUCUCUAGUGAGUGAUUGCCAAAUAGUCUUGCUUCCAUAUUUGUGUGAUCAAGUUCUCAACACUAGAUUGAUGAGUGAGGAACUUGAGGUUUCUGUGGAAGUGCAAAGAGAAGAAACAGGAUGGUUCUCGAAAGAGAGCUUAAGUGUUGCGAUCACCUCGGUGAUGGACAAAGAUAGUGAGUUAGGGAAUCUGGUGAGGAGGAACCACACUAAAUUGAAGGAGGUUUUGGUUAGUCAUGGAUUAUUAACCGGUUACACCGAUAAAUUUGUUGAAACUUUGCAGGAUCUAGUCAACGAUACAAAUCUUGAAUGAAACAAUUUCAUUAUAAAGAAAGUACGUAGCAGCUGUCAUAAGAUAACGAAAUAAUAAGAAACUACUAGACCAUGAAGUCGUUAUUAGUGUUUUGUCUUUUCCUCGAAGUUGUAAUAAGAUUUGUCUUUCGAUAUAUGUUUUACUUUUCUAUAAUAAAUUCAUCAACUCGUU
Messenger RNA from Arabidopsis arenosa, 1628 nucleotides. NCBI's taxonomy places the organism in Eukaryota, Viridiplantae, Streptophyta, Magnoliopsida, Brassicales, Brassicaceae. The record is from the annotation of a GenBank genome assembly.